AUGGCUCUGCAGUAUUUGGGAUUAGAUGGAGAAAAAAGCUCUGUUGAUUUUGAUGGAUUGAAGGUGAAUCUGAUUAUGAUAGACUAUUCAUUGCCAGGGAUAAUAGGAUAUGAACUUCUCAAAAGGAUUAAGAGCUUAUUGAAUUUGCGGAAAAUACCAGUGGUGAUUAUGUCAUUUGAGAAUGUUUUGGAUCGUAUCGAUAGACCACCGACUGCUGCUGCUGCUGUGAGCUUUAAGGUUUUCGUCACCGACCUCGUAGUUGCAUCUACUUAUUAUGGCCGAACUGGCUUUGUUCCACCCUCUUCAUCGGCAAUGAAUGAACAACCAACUAAUUCGUAUUGGAUUAUAGUUUGA
Messenger RNA from Fraxinus pennsylvanica, 354 nucleotides. Lineage: Eukaryota; Viridiplantae; Streptophyta; Magnoliopsida; Lamiales; Oleaceae. The record is from the annotation of a GenBank genome assembly.